Necator americanus (New World hookworm) is the source of this 624-nucleotide messenger RNA. RefSeq lists its product as uncharacterized. Lineage: Eukaryota; Metazoa; Nematoda; Chromadorea; Rhabditida; Ancylostomatidae. The transcript has a single exon. Gene Ontology annotation, molecular function: catalytic activity. Bases 1 to 624 code for a protein of 207 amino acids. The record is from RefSeq and is a predicted model, not a curated record.
AUGACGAUCUGUACUUAUAACGCACGCACGCUUGCAUCGGAAGCGACCAUCGAAGAUCUGAUGAUGCAAGUCAAGAAGAUCAAGUACGACGUCAUCGGACUGACCGAGACGAGACGACGUCACCCUCUCAACGCCGUAUAUGAAACUGGAGAAGAACUGUUCUUAGGAACAUGCGACAGUAGAGGUGUUGGUGGAGUUGGCGUCCUCGUCAACACGAGUAUGGCAAAGAACAUCGACUCUUUUGAACAACUUACGACCCGAAUCGGACGUCUGCGGAUGAGAAGAUGUGGCCCAACACCAGCUUUGACUAUCUUCGUCGUUUACGCUCCAACAUCAAGCUACGAAGAAGAAGUCGAAGCUUUCUAUAUGGACCUGGAGAAGUUCUACCGAGAAGAUCAUGCCUUUUACAAGGUGAUAAUUGGCGAUUUCAACGCCAAGGUUGGCCCAAGAGGAACGCCGGAGGAACUUCACAUCGGGACCCACGGCCUACACUGGAAUGACCAGGGGGAGAGGCUCUCCGAGUUCAUCAUGAUGACUAAGAACAUCCAUGGGAACAAUUCCAGAAGCCCUCCUCUCUACGCUGGACGUGGGAGUCACCCAGUGGAAGGUACCGUAAUGAAAUAG